CAGAAUUCCACUCUUUUUGACUUUUAUCUUAUUUCUAGGUUGCUCUUGGGCCAGAGGCCUUCUUGGUGACCGUAGUGAUGAACCGGAGGUUGAGCAGAGAGUAGGUAGGCGGGGCUCAAGGGGUGGGGCCAAGCCAAAGGGCUCUCACACUAAGUGAAGCUUCUCCAUUCUGUAAGCUUUCCGGGAACAUCCAAGGCAAGACUGGCACCCAGCACAGCAGUGACUGACCACAUACCCCACUCUCCAGGACCCAUGGAGUCCUUCAGCUCAAAGAGCCUGGCACUGCAAGCAGAGAAGAAGCUACUGAGUAAGAUGGCGGGUCGGUCUGUGGCUCAUCUCUUCAUAGAUGAGACAAGCAGUGAGGUGCUAGAUGAGCUCUACCAUGUGUCCAGGGAGUACACGCACAGCCGGCCCCAGGCCCAGCGCGUGAUCAAGGACCUGAUCAAAGUGGCCGUCAAGGUGGCUGUGCUGCACCGCAAUGGCUCCUUCGGCCCCAGUGAGCUGGCCCUGGCUACCCGCUUUCGCCAGAAGCUGCGGCAGGGUGCCAUGACGGCACUUAGCUUUGGUGAGGUAGACUUCACCUUCGAGGCUGCUGUUCUGGCUGGCCUGCUGACCGAGUGCCGGGAUGUGCUACUGGAGUUGGUGGAACGCCACCUCACGCCCAAGUCACAUGGCCGCAUCCGCCACGUGUUUGAUCACUUCUCUGACCCAGGUCUGCUCACGGCCCUGUAUGGGCCUGACUUCACUCAGCACCUUGGCAAGAUCUGUGACGGACUCAGGAAGCUGCUAGAUGAAGGGAAGCUCUGAGAGUCCUGAGCCUAGCACAUUCCACCUUGACAAAAUGGCUGACUGAGAAAACACAGAUAAUGGGCUUCCUAACCCUGCUCACCUGGCACUAACACUUUUCAAUCUUCAGGCUUCAUUCCUUCCCAAGAGUGCUUUUGACUCUGAGACCAGCCGACCCCCAAACAGCUGGUGGAGAAGGAGCAAUGCUGAGGGGUGAGGCCUCUCUCCCACUCCAGCCCCAGGACAGGAAACAGAACUGCCUGAAAAAGGUGAAGUGAAACUUGGAUCUCUAUUUCUCCCAUAAGGGACUUCUGAACAGGGAAGCCCCCUCCCAUGUGAACCAAGGAAAGGAGGCACAGCCCAGAGAACCCCUUUGGGGACACUAAAGACAGAAGGGGGAAGGUGGCCCUUAGAGACACAGCUUGGAUAGAUGCCAGAGGCUCUGUUCCAGAGUGCAGGAGGAAAGGGCUAGGGCAGGGGAGAUUCUCAUAGGGGAAAUAAAACUACUAAAAUAUG
Molecule: messenger RNA, 1302 nt
Organism: Nomascus leucogenys (northern white-cheeked gibbon)
Lineage: Eukaryota; Metazoa; Chordata; Mammalia; Primates; Hylobatidae
Gene: TNFAIP8L2
Product: TNF alpha induced protein 8 like 2
Biological process (GO): negative regulation of T cell activation; regulation of apoptotic process; negative regulation of inflammatory response
Cellular component (GO): cytoplasm
Source: RefSeq, a predicted model, not a curated record